UUCGCCGUGUUCCGCCACAGUUCUCGAUACCACCACCAACAGUGAACGAGGUAAAACUUGGAGACGAUUUAAAUCUCACGUGCGUUGCGGUCGGAUCCCCGAUGCCUUUCGUCAAGUGGCGCAAAGGGUUAACACAGGAACUCACCCCCGAAGAUAAACUCCCCAUCGGCAAAAACACCUUGGAGUUGACCAACAUUCAGGAAUCCGCCAACUAUACUUGUAUCGCCGCCAGCGCCCUGGGGGUUAUCGAGGCACCUGCCAUGGUCAAAGUGCAAUCUUUACCGGGGCCACCAACUAACGUCAAGAUCUCCGAGAUAACCGCAACUUCGGUUCGACUAACGUGGUCGUACAAUGGGCCAGAAGAGUUGCAGUACUAUGUUAUCCAGUUCAAGCCGAAAUACGCCAACCAGGCUUACAGUGAAAUCAGUGGCAUCAUCACCAUGUACUACUCCGUUAGGAAUCUCAGCCCUUACACAGAAUAUGAAAUGUAUGUCAUCGCGGUCAAUAACAUUGGAAGGGGUCCUCCGAGUGCCCCCGCGGCAGUUACCACUGGUGAAACAGGUGUGCCAAGCCAACCGAGUAACUUACGCACAUCAGAUAUUGGCGAAAGUUCGGUAACGCUCCAGUGGACCAAACCCACCCAUUCGGGUGAGAACAUAGUGAGCUACGAACUUUACUGGAACGACACCUACGCCAAGGAGAAGCACCACAGGCGUAUCCCAAUAUCUGAAAGCUACACCUUGACGGGUCUCUACCCGAACACUCUUUACUACGUCUGGUUGGCCGCCAGGUCGCAGAGAGGCGAAGGAGCCACGACGCCCCCCAUACCGGUCAGGACCAAGCAAUAUG
This is a messenger RNA of Leptinotarsa decemlineata (Colorado potato beetle), 849 nucleotides long. RefSeq names its product tyrosine-protein phosphatase Lar (gene Lar). Gene Ontology annotation, biological process: protein dephosphorylation. NCBI's taxonomy places the organism in Eukaryota, Metazoa, Arthropoda, Insecta, Coleoptera, Chrysomelidae. The record is from RefSeq and is a predicted model, not a curated record. Gene Ontology annotation, molecular function: protein tyrosine phosphatase activity; protein binding.